This is a messenger RNA of Penicillium salamii, 1554 nucleotides long. NCBI's taxonomy places the organism in Eukaryota, Fungi, Ascomycota, Eurotiomycetes, Eurotiales, Aspergillaceae. The record is from the annotation of a GenBank genome assembly.
AUGGAUGAGGAGAAAGGAAAUACCGCAGCUAUCCAGCCAUUGGAAGCAAAGUCCCCAUCUAGGUCAAACUUCGUCAGCCGUGCCAAUGACUAUCUCGCAUCACUGAAACUAUUCGAGUCUCGCGGUAUUGAACGCAUACCCCUGGAGGAGCGUCAUGCUGUGAGGGCCACAGACUACUUGCAGAUGACACUGCUGUGGUUCAGCACCAACAUCACCGCGAACAACAUGGCCAUUGGCAUGCUAGGGCCUCUGGGAUUCUCUCUCGGCUUCGUGGACUCUGCUCUGUGUGCGACUUUUGGUGCUUUGCUGGGCGCUGCUGGUGUUGGAUACAUGGGGACAUUUGGGCCGGCAAGUGGUAACCGGACUAUGGUUGUCGCGAGGUACUUCAUGGGCUAUUACCCUAGCAAGAUUGCGUGUCUGCUGAACAUUGUGAUCAUGCUUGGAUACGGCAUGAUCGACUGCCUGGUUGGUGGGCAGGUCUUGUCUGCAGUCGCUGGGGGCCGAUUGACAGUUGCCGUUGGCAUUGUGAUUAUAGCACUCUUGACUUGGAUUGUGGUUAUGUUCGGCAUGAAGCUAUUUCACAUUUAUGAAAGGUACGUGGGUUGUUGGACUGAACUGCAUACAGGACAUCCUAUACUAACGCAACACAGAUGGGCGUGGAUUCCCCAGCUAAUAGCUGCAUUUGUCUUGGUGGGCAGCACAGGUUCAAAGUUCGACACGUCGAUCGUCUCAACUGGCUCCGCAGCGACCAUAGCCGGCAAUCGUCUUUCGUUCUUCUCACUAUGCCUGUCCGCUUCAGUUGCAUGGGCUCCAGCGGGUGCUGAUUUCUUCGUCUAUUUCCCACCCACCACAUCCAAAUGGAAGACUUUCCUCAUGACAUUCCUGGGUGUCGGGCUAGCACUCACAUUUGCAAACCUCCUCGGCGUGGGUCUCGCUUCAGGGACCUUUACGCAUCAAUCGUGGGCGAGCGCUUAUGGUACAUCCUCUGGGGCACUGGUUGUUGCCGGCUUUGACGGGCUGGGCGGUUUUGGUAAAUUCCUUGGUGUGCUUGUGGCCCUUGGCCUUGUUGCCAAUAAUAUCCCUGGCACCUAUGCUGCAUCGCUAGGGUUCCAGAUCAUGGGCCGUCAUCUCGCGUUAUUUCCGCGUUGGUUCUGGUCUUGCGUCGGCGUCGUUAUUUACACAGCUUGUGCGCUGGGCGGAAGAAAUCACCUCUAUGAAAUCUUUGAUAACUGGCUUUCACUGAUGGGGUACUGGGUCAUGAUUUAUCUGACUAUUGCGGUGGAAGAGCAUGUUCUCUUUCGUCGACAUAGGGGCUUCAACUGGGACUCGUGGCCAGAUCCGUCCAAGUUACCCAUUGGCCUCGCGGCUUUGGCGGCUUUCUUGGUCGGAUGGGCAGGGGCUAUUGUAUCGAUGGAUCAACUCUGGUAUGCUGGGCCUAUUGCCAAGAUGGUCGGUGCUGAUGGGUCUGAUUUGGGCAUCUGGGUGGGAGUAUCGUGGGCCAUGUUGGUAUUCCCGCCUCUGCGGUGGUGGGAGCUUCGACAUUUCAGCCGUUGA